Populus euphratica (Euphrates poplar) is the source of this 1822-nucleotide messenger RNA. Its product is annotated as elicitor-responsive protein 3-like. The record is from RefSeq and is a predicted model, not a curated record. The transcript is spliced from 8 exons. The coding region runs from base 430 to 1152 and encodes 240 amino acids. Lineage: Eukaryota; Viridiplantae; Streptophyta; Magnoliopsida; Malpighiales; Salicaceae.
CGAACUCUGAAUUCAUUCUUAAAAAAAGAAGAAGAAGAAGAAGAAGAAGAAGAAAAAACUGACUUUUAAAAGGCAGGAAUUUCUAGGCAAAUUAAAAGGAGCGUGUUAUGUACGAAGGCGCGUAAACCACCGACUGAAACACAACAACCGGUUAGCGACCCGGAGAGCACCCACAAAAUCACCGUAGUUUCUUCUUCAACUCCAAGGACACGGACAUCCUUUUUUUUUCAAAGAAAAAACCCACCAAUCAUUACCAUAUAAAUACAGCUUCAUCAUUUCCAGAAAAAACAAAGAGUAGCGUUUCAUUUAUCAGCCCAAGGACUUGGAUUUUCCUUUUCGUGAUCCGAGAAAAACAUUAUUAAGAAAAGUCUAGACAUUUAUUAGGUUUCUAUUACCAAAUCAAUAAAUAUACAGUAUCCGUCUUGUACAAUGUCAGUUUCUGGUAUUCAAGGCCAGCUUCUUGAAGUCACUGUUGUUGGGUGUACUAAACUGAAAGACACUGAAUGGAUAUCAAGACCAGAUCCUUACGUUUGUGUUGAAUAUGGUAGCCAUAGCUGUCGCACAAGAACCUGCACAGAUGGAGGCAAAAACCCUACAUUCGAAGAGAAGUUUAUGUUUCCACUAAUUGAAGGGUUAAGAGAGAUAAGUGUUGGUGUUUGGAACAGCAAUACCUUAUCUCUUGAUGAUUUUAUCGGCAAGGGAAAGAUUCAAUUGCACAAAGUUCUUUCGCAGGGCUUUGACGAUACAACUUGGCCACUUCAAACUAAAACUGGAAGGUAUGCUGGAGAAGUAAAAUUGAUAAUGCACUAUGUAAAUGCCAACAAAGCAGCAACAGGCUAUGCUCCUUCAGCACCACCAUGUUUAUACCCUGAUCCUGCAGUCUCACAACGCUAUUUCCCGCCACCUGCGUAUGGAACUCCUCAUGCACAACCACCGACAACCUACCCAGCUCCAUCUCCUUAUCCCUCAUACCCGCCUAGUUCAGCGUUUCCACAAUCAGCGUAUCCCCCACCACAGCCUACUCCUUAUCCUCCUGCACCGUACCCAGCAUGUUCAGCAUAUCCUCCACCACCAUAUCCACCUCCACCUCAAGCUUCAUCCUACUAUCCUCCAGGUCAUUUUUUUGGAACCUAUCCUCCUCCACCAUACUAAAAUGAUGCUUCAGAAUAUCAAGUGCGAAGAAGAAACACAAGGAACUGCCCUGUAAAGAACACUAGAAUUUAGCGAUGCUAAUUUUUCCUCCGCACCGAGGAGUUUUGUGUUUUCCUUGACUCAAAAAGUAUUCUCAAUGAAUAAUCUCAUUUUGCAAGAAAAUUUGUAUACUCGCUGGAUUCUUUAUUGGGCUGCUAAUAACCUGCUGCCCCGGCAUUUGUCAGCAAUAUCAAGAUUCAGUGUGCUUCCGCCUCACAGACUGUUUUAGAUAUUCCUUGCUGCUAUACUUUACUCGCCUUUAGUUCUAAUCAGCUUUAUGCUACCCCUCCCACACACACAAACUCACAGAGAUCCUUACCCUCUCCAGGGAUCACGCUCUUGGUAAACAGACUUGGUCCAACCUGCCAUCAUCUACAAAGUAAAUUAAGACUUACUGGAGCAAGACUGGUAAUCUUUGUUUAGCAGUUCAGAUCGUCCAAAGUAGAGAAGGAAUAGAUCAUCUGCGCGACGGGAGGAUGCCAGUUAUGGCCCCUAUGGGUUGGACUUUAUUUCGAAGCCUUUCGGUAUAUAUUAGCAUUGGAUCAAGAUUUCCUCGUGCAUGCUCUACAAAUAAAUGGGCGUACGAUUUUAGCAAGUGCUAAACAAAAUUUAAUUACUAGUUAUUUUUUCA